This is a messenger RNA of Micromonas commoda, 315 nucleotides long. RefSeq lists its product with no specific name. Bases 1 to 315 code for a protein of 104 amino acids. Gene Ontology annotation, biological process: nuclear-transcribed mRNA catabolic process; mRNA splicing, via spliceosome. The record is from RefSeq and is a predicted model, not a curated record. The transcript has 2 exons. Gene Ontology annotation, molecular function: RNA binding. Lineage: Eukaryota; Viridiplantae; Chlorophyta; Mamiellophyceae; Mamiellales; Mamiellaceae. Gene Ontology annotation, cellular component: catalytic step 2 spliceosome; U6 snRNP; U2-type prespliceosome.
AUGAGCGGCAAGAAAGAGACCGUGCUGGACCUGGGGAAGUUCAUAGACAAGGGGGUGCGCGUGAAGCUUGCCGGCGGACGCGAGGUGACCGGCACACUCAAGGGUUUCGAUCAGCUCCUGAACCUGGUGCUGGAUGAGUGCGAGGAGUACCUGAGAGACCCGGAGGAUCCGCUGAAGGUUACUGAUCAGACCAGGAGUCUUGGACUGAUCGUGGCCCGCGGCACCUCGGUCAUGGUGGUGUCGGGCCUGGACGGGAUGGAGGAGAUCGCCAACCCGUUCCUGCAGCCUGAGGGUGAGAUGGCGCCGCUGGAGUGA